UACUGCACCUCGGUGUCGUCUGCAACACUCCAGAAGGAGAAUGAGCAGGAGGCCGAAAUGCUUCCACUUCAUGUCCUAUUCCUGUAGCGUAUCCAAAGCCUGGAGAUGGUGAAGACCUGGACCUGUAGUUGGCUACUUGAUCCCGGGUGUAGCUACAGGCACAGCACACGACACGACAAGUGAACAAACUCUCAAGGCCAUCAGCAUCCAGCUAGCUCGUUCGUGUAAAGGCGGUGUUACGAAGCAAUUGUCUUUUCAGAAAAGGGGAGUCUCAGAGACGCACUGCUGCUGGGCUCUUUGAGGUGCUCGGAGGGGAGGCGGGUCUGUGCAGAGCAGCGAGUGCCCCUUCUGGCGAGCAAGCUCCUUCCGUCCUUCAUCUCGUGCCGGAAGUUCAGACCAGAGUGUACGAGCUGGUGGAACUUGGUCGUUGCGGGUGGCACUCGGUCACUCGGCCUGUCAGUCCGUGAAUCGAGAGGGUGCGGUGCCACAACAGCAUCCAUCCAUGUGGAUUGCUUAGAUUUGCUUUGCCCGGUGAGAGGGAUGUCAAAAUUGGAGAUUGAGGGCGUUGUGCUGGUAGUGGGAGGUUCUGGGUAUCUGGGCCUUCAUCUGCUCCACUAUCUAGCCACGAGCACCAAGUUCCGGCUCGCCUACACUUUCAACAAGAACGACGCCCCUCGAUCUCACCCUUCUCUCCAAGAUGUGCAAGGCUUCCAUGUGGAUCUUCGCACAGGCGUAGGAUGGGACCAGAUCUCCAAGACGCUGGGACCACCCGCUGCAGUUGUGAACUGUGCAGCAAUUUCGGUUCCUCGGGAAUGUGAGGAGAAUCCUGAACAAGCGUCUGAAGUCAAUGUUCCGCGAUCGCUCAUCCAGUGGUUGAAGUCUUUCGCCCACAACAAGCCACUGCUUGUUCAUUUAUCCACUGACCAAGUGUAUGAAGGCACAAAGUCCUUCUACAAAGAGGAUGAGGAAACCAAACCAGUCAACGUGUACGGAAAGUCGAAAGUGGAAGCUGAGAAGCACAUACGAGCUCACUGGCAGAACUUCGCUGUACUGCGAAGCAGCAUCAUCUAUGGACCACAGCCUGUUGUCCCAGUGCAGAAGUCCCUUCCUGUUCAGUGGAUGGAUACGACGCUUGCAGCAGGCAAGAAGGUAGACUUCUUUACAGAUGAAUUCAGGUGCCCAGUCUUCGUGAGAGAUGUCGUGAAGGUGGUUUUGCUGCUAAUUGCCAACUUAACGGCAGAGGGGGGUUUUGCCCAGCUCGUGCUCAAUGUUGGUGGCCCAGACCGUCUGUCCAGGGCCGAAAUGGCUGAAGUGGUCGCGGAAGUUAAAGGCUACGAGGCAUCGUUAAUCAACCAUGUGAAAGCAUCAACGGUGGAUCGAGGCGUUAAAAGUCCCCCGGAUAUUUCUAUGGAUGUUAGCAGAUUAGAAACCUUCUUUGGCAUUACUAUGACGAAGUUUGCUGACGGUGUUCGCCAAACUCUUAGUCUUCCUCAUCCAGCUUAACAACAUGUAGAUUUGAAAGCUCAAGGAUUACGUGCCUUCAUCGAAAUAGCAUGUACAACUUACGUACAUCUCAUAGCGUCAAAACUCAAGAAAAUAUCCAAGCAAAGACACAAAAUGUCUCUUUCUCAAACGUGAUGUGAUCGCAUCUCUACACACCUGGACUAUCUGAUGGGAAACAAUUUGCCGCAAUGAAGAGCUUGCACCACUUCCGCAAACGUCGUGCUAUGGAUGUCCUUAUCAGCAGAGUAGUUGUGAAACUGUGUGUAUAGUGAACCCGCACCAAAGAUGAUAAACUUAGUAAUAUAUUCGAAACAAAAACUGACACUAAAGAGCUAUUAAUUUAAGAACUACCUGAGACGUAUACUUGAGAAAGUGUGAAGUUUCCCUCUGUAUGUAGCGUUUCAUCACGUGGUAAUAAACGUAACCGUAAACAGUCCCUUGUCUUCA
Messenger RNA from Marchantia polymorpha subsp. ruderalis, 1950 nucleotides. Lineage: Eukaryota; Viridiplantae; Streptophyta; Marchantiopsida; Marchantiales; Marchantiaceae. The record is from the annotation of a GenBank genome assembly.